AUGGGGUACAUGCAGGGAAACUGGGCUCCAGUCUCAACACAGUUGGAACAACAUCAAGUAGAGAUUGAUGGAGAACUUCCUGGAGACCUGGUUGGAGGCAUGUUUGUACGAAUGGGAGCAAAUACCAUAUGUUGGCCUCCAACUGGAGUUCAUCACGCAUUUAAUGGCGAGGCAAUGAUCCAUAUGGUCACUAUUAAAGACGGAGAAACCUUAGAAUAUACCAACUCUUUGAUUGACAGUAAACCAGAAGACAGAUUAAGUGCUUUCAGUAAUGAAACCUGCCUUGGCAAUUCAUGUGGAGUUCCAUACUUUGGCUUUGGCGACCUUAAUCGUGGCGGUUUUGCGCUUUUAAGACUGCUUCUGGUAAAAUUGAGAGCCAAAAUUAUGAAUUUAAACACACCAACACAAGAGAGGCUUCAACCUGGCUCCACCUCACUAAUAACUCAUGCCAAUAAAACCUAUACUGCCUCCGAGAUUGUUCUUCCUUUUGAGAUUUCUCUUGAGAAAGACGGAGUGUCCCCCAAAGGUUUCUCAACUUUUGACGGUCUACUGGCGAACCAAACAUUUGGACCUGAAGAGGGAACCAUGUCUGCCCAUCCGAGAACAGAUCCCACAACAGGAGAACUUCUUUUCUUCUCCGCUAACUUUGGUUCUGGAGCAGUGCCAUUUGUCAACUUUGGAAAUCUCGAUGCUGAUGGACUGCCUAAGAAGUAUAUUCAGAUUCCAGUACCCAGUCCUCCAGCAGCCUUUUACCAUGACAUGUUUUUAACCAAAAACUAUGCAGUCUUUUUCCACAGUUCAUUAAAGAAAGACUCAUCAAGGUUGGCAAAGAUGGAGACUCUCACAUAUUUUGAUUCAAACUCAAACUUGGCUUUUGGAGUUCUUCCUAGGAAUGCCACCUCUCAUGAGGAUCUCAUUUGGAUCGAGGCUCCUAACCCAGGUCACAUUUGGCAUACUAUUGGAGCAAGAGAGGAUGGAGAUCAACUAACAUUAUUUGCCCCAAAGUUUGAAAAUUAUUCCAAUGAUGUGCAGAUCCACUUGGACACCGAGGAGAGUAGUUAUCUGACCAAGUUUGUGCUUAACCUCAACACCAAAGAGUGCACUGAGCAAAUAAUCUUUGACGAGGUUGUGGAGCGUCCGACAGUAAAUCCCAAUGUCAUGUCACCCACAUUUGCUUAUUUGAGAUCUGAAGGCAAAGAAUCAUCUGAGAUGGGAAGACAUAUUGUUAAAUUCAACCUGAUUACUGAGGAAGCAGAGGGCGUUAUAGAAUGUGGAGUAAACUGCCAUUUUGGAGAAUCACUUUUUGUUCCACGAGUCAAUUCAUCCUUGGAGGAUGAUGGAUAUCUCAUGGACAUCCCCUACUAUAAAGACACACACAGUUCAAGAUUCCUUGUCUGGGACACUUUGAGACUUGAAACUGGAGUAAUUGCUUCUGCAGAAUUACCACAACGGGUUCCAUACGGGGCACAUGGGAAAUGGCUGGAGAGCUCCUUCUUCCAGUAG
Molecule: messenger RNA, 1503 nt
Organism: Eurytemora carolleeae
Lineage: Eukaryota; Metazoa; Arthropoda; Copepoda; Calanoida; Temoridae
Product: carotenoid 9,10(9',10')-cleavage dioxygenase 1
Exons: 1
Coding region: 1-1503 (500 amino acids)
Biological process (GO): carotene catabolic process
Cellular component (GO): chloroplast stroma
Molecular function (GO): carotenoid dioxygenase activity
Source: RefSeq, a predicted model, not a curated record